GCCAGCCGGUUUCCAUUUUCCGGCGCUCCGGAUGCGAGAGCCAGAUCGGGCCACCUAAAGCAGCGGGCGUCCGCGGAACUCCAGCAGUCACUUGAGGACACCCCCCCCCACAAAGUCACGUCACCCUGCGGGGCAGCGUGGGCACCAUGAACAACGCGGGAUUGAAUUCGGAGAAGGUAGCGGCUCUGAUUGAGAAACUGAAUUCUGACCCUCAGUUCGUCCUCGCCCAGAAUGUCGGGACCACCCACGACCUGCUGGACAUCUGUCUGAAGAGGGCCACGGUGCAAGGUGCCCAGCAUGUGUUCCAGCACGUUGUGCCUCAGGAAGGCAAACCCGUCACCAACCAGAAGAGCUCAGGACGAUGCUGGAUCUUUUCUUGUCUGAAUGUUAUGAGACUUCCAUUCAUGAAAAAAUUAAAUAUUGAAGAAUUUGAGUUUAGUCAGUCUUACCUGUUUUUUUGGGACAAGGUUGAGCGCUGUUAUUUCUUUUUGAAUGCUUUUGUGGACACAGCCCAGAAAAAGGAGCCUGAGGAUGGGAGGCUAGUACAAUACUUGCUUACAAAUCCUACAAACGAUGGUGGACAAUGGGAUAUGCUUGUCAAUAUUGUUGAAAAAUAUGGGGUUAUCCCUAAAAAAUGCUUCCCUGAAUCUCAUACAACAGAGGCAACCAGAAGGAUGAAUGAUAUUCUGAAUCACAAGAUGAGAGAAUUCUGUAUACGGCUACGGAAUCUGGUACACAGUGGAGCAACCAAAGGAGAAAUCUCAGCUACACAGGACGUCAUGAUGGAGGAGAUAUUCCGAGUGGUGUGCAUCUGUUUGGGUAAUCCACCAGAGACAUUCACCUGGGAAUAUCGAGACAAAGAUAAGAAUUAUCACAAGAUUGGCCCCAUAACACCCUUGGAGUUUUACAGGGAACAUGUCAAGCCACUCUUCAAUAUGGAAGAUAAGAUUUGUUUUGUGAAUGAUCCACGGCCCCAGCACAAGUACAAUAAACUUUACACGGUAGACUACCUGAGCAACAUGGUUGGAGGGAGAAAAACUCUGUAUAACAACCAGCCUGUUGACUUCUUGAAAAAGAUGGUUGCUGCCUCCAUCAAAGAUGGAGAGGCUGUGUGGUUUGGCUGUGAUGUUGGAAAACACUUCAAUGGCAAGCUGGGCCUCAGUGACAUGAAUGUAUAUGACCAUGAGUUAGUGUUUGGUGUCUCCUUGAAGAACAUGAAUAAAGCUGAGAGGCUGGCUUUCGGUGAGUCACUUAUGACCCACGCCAUGACCUUCACUGCUGUCUCAGAAAAGGAUGAUCAGGAUGGUGCAUUUGUGAAAUGGAGAGUUGAGAAUUCAUGGGGUGAAGACCAUGGCCACAAAGGUUACCUGUGCAUGACUGAUGAGUGGUUCUCCGAGUAUGUCUAUGAGGUGGUGGUGGACAGGAAGCACGUCCCUGAAGAGGUGCUAGCUGUGUUAGAACAGGAGCCCAUUGUCCUGCCAGCAUGGGACCCCAUGGGGGCUCUGGCUGAGUGAUACUGCCUCCGGUUCUUUCCCCAUCCCAUGGGACCUGAUAUAGCUGCAAGGACAGAUCCAGGAACUGAAGCCACAGUCACAUGGCUGUGUGUUCCCACCACACACAGUCAGACUUGGAAUUCCAGCCUCCUCCAGGAACCUCUUUGGGGAAGUAUGCUUUAUGCUGAAACAAAAUAUUCAUGAAGAAAAUAAAGGGGAAUGAUCAGGUCAUAUUAGCUACUCUCAUCUCCAACAGCUCAGGAUCUCUUAGCAUUUUAGUCAGAUGUAAUUGUUUGUCCUAACCAUCAAAAAGGUCCUCAGUGUCUGUUGUAAUAGCAAAAGAUGAGCAACUGAGGUGUCUGGAGAGAAAAUGGCCCUUGUCCUCCUUAUUCCUGGAGUAGAGUGGGGAGGGUUAGCUAAGGUUGGAGCUUUCACGCCUGCAUGCUGCCUCACAGAUGGCUGUCCUUCCAAGGUGGCAGUCACUAAAUUCAGUUUUUUCAAAGUAAUUUCACGUGCCUCUUAACAGCCCAAGAAUGGGAGGUUGAUCAGGUUUGACAUGAUUCCUUCCUGUUGUUCUGGACCGGGGGGUGCAGCUUUGCUUGAGUCAGGUUAAAUACAGGCUUGGGGAACAACCAAAACCUAAUCACAGUCUCAGUUGUAAUCAUGGGAGCUCUCGCUGAAUGGUUUAACUUCUGCCUCUGCACAGGGUCUGGGGGUUGGGCGGGCAAGCAAAGGUGAUACUCAUUCUUUCUGACAACUAGAUGGUGCUGAGAAGCUUUUGAAUAAAACACUUUGCUAAAUGAGAA
Messenger RNA from Castor canadensis (American beaver), 2299 nucleotides. RefSeq names its product bleomycin hydrolase (gene Blmh). Gene Ontology annotation, molecular function: cysteine-type aminopeptidase activity. Gene Ontology annotation, biological process: L-homocysteine catabolic process; response to toxic substance; proteolysis. The record is from RefSeq and is a predicted model, not a curated record. Gene Ontology annotation, cellular component: cytoplasm. NCBI's taxonomy places the organism in Eukaryota, Metazoa, Chordata, Mammalia, Rodentia, Castoridae.